AUGCCUCCAGAAGAUGGUGCGACCUCUGCAGGGAGAAACACGGUAGGAGGUGGUGGAGCCAUUUUGAAGAAGGGCCCAUGGACGGCUGGAGAAGAUGCGGUUUUAAUGGAGUAUGUCAAGAAACACGGCGAAGGGAAUUGGAACGCUGUUCAACGGAAUUCAGGGUUGAUGCGAUGCGGUAAAAGUUGCAGGCUCCGAUGGGCCAACCAUUUAAGACCUAAUCUCAAAAAAGGAGCUUUUACUCCUGAAGAAGAACGCCAGAUCAUCGAACUUCAUUCCAAAUUCGGCAACAAAUGGGCGCGUAUGGCCCUUCAUUUGCAGGGAAGAACGGAUAAUGAGAUCAAGAAUUAUUGGAAUACGAGAUUGAAAAGACGUUUACGAGCAGGAUUACCGAUAUACCCUGUCGAUUUCCAGCAACACCAUCAUCAUCAUCGCCGCCACCACGAACCAUCGCUACAAAACCAGACGCUUCCGUUUUCAUCAUCAUCGUCUUCGUCAAACCAUGCAAACACGGCUCUUAAUUCGAUCUCUCCGAUGUUGUUUGAUCCGAUAAACUAUGGUCCGGUUUUCAACACGCCGUUAUAUCUUCCGAAUUCACAGUCGCAUUUCAAGAUUCUUCGGGACACCAACGGUGGUGUUUCCGCCUUGUCCUUACCGUCGCAUUCGAACGCGCAAUUUGCGACGAGUUCCCGAUCUUCGAUGCCGUUUUUCAAUCAGGGUUUCCCGACAGCGAAUCAUGGGAUGAGUCAGAUACCGACGACGGAAGCCUCUUUCAACGACGUUCGGUUGUUUGAAACCGUAGAAAACGAGCUCCCUUCCAUCCAAUCAUCGUUUCAAGCGAUCACGCCAACAUGUUCCUCCAACACCGUGAACGAUCAUAUGAUUGUGCCAUCGAACGAUGGCGAUAACGCGAUUUCCCCUUACAUAUCCCCUCCCGGAAAUAGCGGAUUGUUGGAGGACGUUUUGGGCGAAUCCCGAGCUCUAUUAAGCUCGUCUCAGAUACUUUCUAACGAAAGCAUGUCGCCAGAAGCCGAUAAGGGCAAAGAAAAAUUCACACAUGAAUACUCCCUAAUGGAAGAACCCGAAAACGUGACACUGGAAUCGGUUUUCGAACCACGAGAGAACAAGCCUACUCUCGAGGACUCGAGCUCGGGCCAUUCGUCAAUUGAGAUAGGAGUAAAACCCCGAAGCGACGUAUUCGAAGAGAUAAAUGCGAUGGACGAUGAUUUUUCGAGUUGGCUCGAUUUCCCAACCGGGUCUCUUCAAGAUUGGUAUGGCGGAAGUGAAGAUGCAUCGACCAAGAAACCGGUCGAUGCAUCGAACAGGAACAUGGUUGGAGCCGACAACCAGGUCGAGAUUUCGUGCUCUCCGGUUGCAACGACAGAGACGGACCAUGACCAUGACCACGACCACGACCACGACCAAGAACAUGACUGGACCAUGGGGUCAUGCUGCUGGAACAACAUGCCUGGAUUUAGCUAG
Molecule: messenger RNA, 1482 nt
Organism: Cynara cardunculus var. scolymus (artichoke)
Lineage: Eukaryota; Viridiplantae; Streptophyta; Magnoliopsida; Asterales; Asteraceae
Product: transcription factor MYB97
Exons: 3
Coding region: 1-1482 (493 amino acids)
Source: RefSeq, a predicted model, not a curated record